GAGGGCGAUGGUGGGGAGUAGAGCAGCUUGCAGCGGUGAUGUCAACAACAUCGGUCAGUGGGUCAGCCGACGACACGUUAAUGAAGAUGCUUGAGCUGAGAACCUGAUGAAUCAUGAUCACCACAGAGGCUGCCAGGGAGUUCCAGGCCAAAGAGCGCAAACACAAAGAGCAGCUGAAAAGAUGUUUAUCAGCUGCAUUAUCUGCAGACCUUGACAGACUCUUGCAGGAGGAGUUGGAGGCGGAUGUCUCUCUGUAUGCCGGCGCCGGCUCUCUGCAGGCCCACAGAGCCGUCCUGUUGGCCAGAGCUCCUCAUGUCCUGCAGGGCCAGGCCCACAAAGAUCCCACCAACAUCUAUCUGUCUGGAUAUGAGCUGUCCGGGUUAAAAGAUUUCCUCAGGUAG
Molecule: messenger RNA, 401 nt
Organism: Notothenia coriiceps (black rockcod)
Lineage: Eukaryota; Metazoa; Chordata; Actinopteri; Perciformes; Nototheniidae
Product: BTB/POZ domain-containing protein 8-like
Exons: 3
Coding region: 114-401 (95 amino acids)
Source: RefSeq, a predicted model, not a curated record